AUGGCUCAUGAGGUUUAUGUAUGCUUUGCCUGUAAGACAAAGACUUUCUCCCUGAGAUCAAUAUGCUGAUCUUUAUGCAAGGAUUGGUUCAUGAGAAUAAUUAAUCCUGCAAUGUCAGAUAUCCUUGACAUGCGUGAGGUAUACGUUGCUACAACUUUCCCAAAGUAUCUCUUGACUAACGAUGCGUUCAGAAAUUGGCCAAUCAGGUCGAAGACAUCCGACAGAAGAGAGACGAGUCGUACUUGAAUUCUGGCCACCGGACUGUAUUCCAUGAUCUCCUCCUGAGUAAAUUGCCCCAGGCCGAGAAAUCGCAGUCUCGUCUUUGCGAUGAAGCUUUCAGUCUAGUGACUGCUGGGUCGGGAACAUCGUAAGAGAUCCCCUUCUUCCCAGAUCUGCGUGUGACAUAGUGAGCUAACGAAUUGGUACCCGCAAAGCUCUUGUUGUCAAGUCACUCUCAUACUUCAUUGCGGCCAACCCUGGUGUGCAACAAAAACUACUUAAUGAGCUCAAGGAAGUCAUGCCAAGACUAACCGAUCACGCUUCUCUCCAGCAACUCGAAAACCUCCCAUAUUUGGACACUGUCACUAGAGAAGGGCUCCGCUUAGGACAUUCGGUGACACAUCGGCUGUCUCGAACUUUUUCAGAAAAAGCCUUGCAAUACCGUGGUCAAGUUAUACCGCCGGGAACAAACGUAAACAUGACUCAUAUUUUCAUCCACGAGAACGAAGAGUUAUUUCCAGAUCCAAUGGUCUUUCGCCCGGAGAGAUGGUUGAAGAACAAGGACCUCCAUCGCUAUCUCCUGCCAUUUUCAAAAGGUCCCAGAUCUUGCCUGGGCAUUAAUCUCGCGUGGGCAGAAUUGUUCCUCAUCGUAGGAACGGUGUUUCGAAGAUUCAAUUUUGACAUAGAGAUGGUUUCUAGAGAGCGGGACAUUGAUACAGCAAAGGACGUUGUUAUGUUAGUUCCAAGAGUGGACUCACCUGGAGUGUUGGUCAAAAUUCUUCAAAAUGAAGAAUGA
Molecule: messenger RNA, 1015 nt
Organism: Hymenoscyphus albidus
Lineage: Eukaryota; Fungi; Ascomycota; Leotiomycetes; Helotiales; Helotiaceae
Source: the annotation of a GenBank genome assembly